AUGAGGGGUUGGGGGUACCUGAGCCGCCUCCAUCCCUUCUCAGCUUCUGACAAGCCAAACCUGCAGCCGAGCCGCACCGGAGGGCCUGGGGUCCCGCAUGUGGGUGCCACGCUCCUCUCCCGGAGGAAACUGAGGCCCGUUCCCGCCAGCCGUAGAGGAGCGAUGGCCCCACGAACCCCGAUCCCGCCCCGUCCCGUCGCACCACGCGCGAAAGCCACGCACCAUGCACACGCGUCCAGCGAAGUCGCAACCCAGCGCUCGUCAAACCAAAUCAACUCAGCUUCCGGAAAAUUGACCAAUAAGAAGCAUCUGCCCGCCCCUGCAGGUCGCAGAACUACGCAGGCUCCCCACGCCACGGAGAGUGCAUCAUCCAGACGUGACCCUUGCCAGCCAGCUCCACGGUCCAGAGAGAUCGGGUGCUGCCCACUCCAGGAGACACUGCCUGGACCCCGCUGCCACGGCGAGACGGAGUCCAUAGCUGGUGAGGCCAGUGAGCAGGGCGAGGCCAGGCCCUGCCCAAAAGGACCCCAGAGUCCUUCGCCGGCCCCCGUGCUCCAGAGCCCACCAGGCUCUCCUGCUGGCUCCACCAUGACAUCAGAGUCUACGUCACCUCCAGUGGUGCCGCCUCUCCACUCCCCCAAGUCCCCCGUCUGGCCCACGUUCCCCUUCCACAGGGAGGGUAGCAGGAUCUGGGAACGUGGCGGUGGCAUCGCUCCCCGGGACCUGCCCAGCCCUCUGCCCACCAAACGGACCAGGACAUACUCAGCGACAGCUCGAGCCUCGGCCGGCCCAGUGUUCAAGGGCGUCUGUAAGCAGUUCUCACGCUCCCAGGGCCACGGCUUCAUCACGCCUGAGAAUGGCUCCGAAGACAUCUUCGUGCAUGUUUCUGACAUCGAGGGGGAGUACGUUCCCGUGGAAGGAGAUGAGGUGACCUACAAGAUGUGUCCCAUCCCACCCAAGAAUCAGAAGUUCCAGGCUGUGGAGGUGGUGCUCACCCAGCUGGCUCCCCAUACCCCCCACGAGACAUGGUCUGGCCAGGUUGUGGGAUCCUAGGCAGGCGGGGGUGUCCCCAUGAGGAGGCAGGCAGCAGUCAGUCUGUGC
Apodemus sylvaticus (European woodmouse) is the source of this 1101-nucleotide messenger RNA. It is a transcript of the gene Csdc2, whose product is annotated as cold shock domain containing C2. Gene Ontology annotation, biological process: regulation of mRNA stability. Gene Ontology annotation, molecular function: mRNA 3'-UTR binding. Gene Ontology annotation, cellular component: cytoplasm. The transcript has 5 exons. The record is from RefSeq and is a predicted model, not a curated record. The coding region runs from base 1 to 1053 and encodes 350 amino acids. Lineage: Eukaryota; Metazoa; Chordata; Mammalia; Rodentia; Muridae.